CUAGGUAAAGGGAAAAACACAAGUUGGGUUGGGUUCAAAGUGCUAACACUGGUUUGGUUUUUUUCUCCGUAACCUUGUUGCAGCUUCCAAUACAAUACAACCGAGAAAGAUAACAAUGGCGACAAAAGCUUUAUCCUUCACCCUAUCUCUCAACGAUCUCUUCUCCUCCAAGUCGCCGCACACCGCCUCAAACCUUCCCGUUUUCUCUGUCAGAUGUUCCGCCGGUAAUGGAGAGAGGCCAUGGAAAAACUCAGAUGCUAGGCUUGUGCUUGAAGAUGGUUCUAUUUGGAAAGCGAAAUCGUUUGGUGCUUCGGGGACACAAGUUGGUGAAGUUGUUUUCAAUACAUCAUUGACAGGGUAUCAAGAGAUUUUAACUGAUCCUAGUUAUGCUGGACAGUUUGUUUUGAUGACAAAUCCGCAAAUUGGGAAUACCGGCGUAAAUUUCGAUGAUGAGGAAUCAGUGCAGUGCUUUCUUUCUGGUCUAGUAAUUAGAAGUUUGAGUAUCAGUACCUCGAACUGGAGAUGUGUGAAAGAUCUUGGUGAUUACUUGACUGAAAGGAAUGUCAUGGGAAUUUAUGAUGUUGAUACACGGGCAAUCACGCGCAGAUUAAGGGAAGAUGGAAGUCUUAUCGGUGUUUUGAGCACCGACAAUUCCAAAACAGAUGAGGAGUUACUUCACAUGUCUAAAUCAUGGGACAUUGUUGGUGUCGAUCUAAUAAGUGGAGUAUCAUGCAAGUCUCCUUAUGAAUGGAUUGAUAGCACAAAGAAAGAAUGGGAAUUUAGCGCCGGUGAAGGAACUAGAGACGCUUUCCAUGUAGUUGCUUACGAUUUUGGAAUCAAGCAUAAUAUACUUAGGCGCCUAGCAUCGUAUGGUUGUAAAAUCACUGUCGUGCCAUCUACAUGGCCAGCGUCCGAAACUUUGAAGUUGAAUCCAGAUGGCGUGCUUUUCAGCAACGGCCCCGGAGAUCCAUCUGCCGUUCCUUAUGCUGUUGAAACCGUAAAGAAUAUUAUCGGAAAGGUGCCUGUUUUUGGAAUUUGCAUGGGACAUCAAUUGCUAGGCCAGGCUUUAGGAGGUACAACCUACAAGAUGAAAUUCGGUCACCAUGGAGGAAAUCAUCCUGUUCGCAACCUUCGAACUGGCCGCGUUGAAAUUAGUUCUCAGAAUCACAACUACGCGGUCGAUCCUGCCACACUUCCUGAAGGAGUAGAGGUUACUCAUAUCAAUCUUAACGACAGUAGUUGUGCUGGUCUUGCUUUCCCUGCACAAAAGCUCGUGUCUCUUCAAUACCACCCUGAAGCUUCCCCCGGACCUCAUGAUUCCGACAACGCUUUUGGUGAGUUCAUAGAGCUAAUAAAGCAUGGAAAAAAUAAAACAUCAAACAAAAACGUGCACGAACUACAAUCGGUGUAAUAACCAUUAAAGCGAGCUGUUAUCCCCCGGGCUAGAAGAAUAAAGUAUUUAUAAAUAUGUGAUAAAAGCUCAUGUUUGUAGUAAUCUUGAUGAAUGAUUUGUAGAUGAAUAAAGACUUCCUUGUUCGCUGUUAAGAUUUUCUUGUGUCCAUUUUCUGAACAAGGGUUAGCAAGCAGUGAUUUCCAUAGCUUUCAUUGAAGGUUAAUGUAACUCAAUUUAGUAUCAGAAACUGUGUUUUAGUUUGCUAUUAUUGUCUACAACUUGAGAUGUUAUAUUGAAAUAUCUUAUCAUAUUUAGUAUAAUUGAGCUUGCUAUUUCA
Molecule: messenger RNA, 1730 nt
Organism: Vicia villosa (hairy vetch)
Lineage: Eukaryota; Viridiplantae; Streptophyta; Magnoliopsida; Fabales; Fabaceae
Product: carbamoyl-phosphate synthase small chain, chloroplastic
Exons: 10
Coding region: 116-1411 (431 amino acids)
Biological process (GO): 'de novo' pyrimidine nucleobase biosynthetic process; L-arginine biosynthetic process; L-glutamine metabolic process
Cellular component (GO): carbamoyl-phosphate synthase complex; cytoplasm
Molecular function (GO): carbamoyl-phosphate synthase (glutamine-hydrolyzing) activity
Source: RefSeq, a predicted model, not a curated record